AUGUUCGCCGGCGAUCUUACCCCCCGCCGGACCGACGCCGAGCGGGCAAACGCCGGCCAACAGGCAAACGCCGAUCACGCCCUUCCACAGGACUGGCAUGCCGUCGUGGACCAGGUGAACCCGGUGAUCUAUGCGCACCAGCUCCUCCUCCGGUGCCAGGCGGAGUUUGCCCAGGUGUACGAGGCUGAUCGGGCCAGCGGCGCCGACACCCCCUCGGCCGAUGGUCUGCCCAGCUUCGAGGCCUUCACCGGGACCUUCACCCGGCUGGUGUAUGACUUCGAGGACCUCGGCCCGCAGGCGGCCGGCGAUGGCCCGGACGCGCCAUUCAGCCCGGGGCCCGGGCGCCGUGGCCGCCGCGGCGCCCCCGGCCCGGUGGCUUCCCCCGCCCGGACACCCGGCGGCCCGACCGGCGUGGCGGACACCCCCUCCAAGAAGAAGCGCAUGGCCCCGUCCAAGCGGCCCAACUCCGCGUCGGCCGCCGCGCUGGACUUCUCCGACCACACAGGCUCCCUGGCGGAGGACGGCAGCGCGCCCGGCUCGCCGCAAACCCCCGGGCCCCCGGCCGUGGAUCUGAUCGGCCCGGCGCAGGAGGCCCUGCUGGCGGCGGCCCGGCAGCGCCGUGCCGGGCGCCCUGGCGACGUCCUCGACGCCCAGGACCUCGGCACCGGGCCCGCCGGGGCCGCCCCCCCCGCCAGCAAGCCGGCCUCCCUGCUGAAUGGCCUGUUCGGGUCCUUCUCGGCGGCCCUGCGCGGGGACCUGACCGAGGCCCGGCUGGACCCGGCGCUGGAGGAAAUCCGCCGGCAUCUGGUGGCCAAGAAUGUCCCAGCCGACCUGGCCGAGGAGCUGGUGGCCGGGGCCCGGGGGCGCCUGCUCGGCACCCAGGUCGGGCCCUUCCAAAGCGUGCAGCAGGUCAUCCGCGAUGCCCUGGUGCCGAGCCUCCAGCGGAUCCUCACCCCCGGGGCGUCGACCAACCUCCUGCGCGACAUCCUGCUGGUGCGCGAGCGCGAGCGGCGCCCCUUCGUCAUCACCUUCUGCGGGGUCAACGGCGUGGGCAAGUCCACCAGCCUGUCCAAGGUGGCCUUCCUGCUGCUGCAGAAUGGCCUCCGGGUGCUGGUGGCCGCGUGCGACACCUUCCGGUCCGGGGCCGUGGAGCAGCUCCGCCGGCAUGUGGACAACCUGUCGCAGUUGUCGGCCGACGCCGGGCUCGAUGCCCAGGCCAGCCUCAUCGAGCUCUUCGCCCAGGGGUACAGCUCGGACCCGGCGGAGGUGGCGCGCCAUGCCAUCCGCCACGCCCGGGCCCACGCCUUUGACGUGGUGCUGGUGGACACGGCCGGCCGGAUGCAGCACAAUCGCAGCCUCAUGCAGGGGCUGGCCCGGCUGGUGCAGAUCAACCAGCCGGACCGGGUGCUCUUCGUUGGCGAGGCCCUGGUCGGGCAUGACGGCGUGGACCAGCUCCGGGAGUUUUCCCGGAUCCUGCGCCAGCAGACCGCCGGCGGCGGCGGCUCGGCCAAUGCGCGCGGUAUCGACGGCAUCAUCCUCUCCAAGUUCGACACGGUCGAGGACCAGGUGGGCGCGGCGCUGGCCCUCACCUGGACCAGCGGUCAGCCCAUCCUCUUCGUCGGCGUGGGCCAGCACUAUGUGGAUCUGCGCAAAUGCAGCGCGGAUGCCAUCUGCGCGGCGCUCCUGUCCUAG
Messenger RNA from Fonticula alba, 1692 nucleotides. RefSeq names its product fused signal recognition particle receptor. Gene Ontology annotation, cellular component: endoplasmic reticulum membrane. Gene Ontology annotation, molecular function: ATP hydrolysis activity; GTPase activity; signal recognition particle binding. Lineage: Eukaryota; Rotosphaerida; Fonticulaceae. The record is from RefSeq and is a predicted model, not a curated record. The coding region runs from base 1 to 1692 and encodes 563 amino acids. Gene Ontology annotation, biological process: SRP-dependent cotranslational protein targeting to membrane. The transcript has 3 exons.